Messenger RNA from Schistocerca gregaria, 492 nucleotides. RefSeq names its product tigger transposable element-derived protein 7-like. The record is from RefSeq and is a predicted model, not a curated record. Bases 1 to 492 code for a protein of 163 amino acids. Gene Ontology annotation, molecular function: nucleic acid binding. Lineage: Eukaryota; Metazoa; Arthropoda; Insecta; Orthoptera; Acrididae. The transcript is spliced from 2 exons.
AUGUGGCAAGAGCAGAGUAAGGGACAAGCUCAUCCACCUGAUGAUGUUUUGCGAUCAGAAAAUGGAAAAGUAAAAACGUUGUUUUUGCCAAAAAACAGGACAGCAUUAAUUAAACCGAUAGAUCAGGGCAUCAUAGAAGCAUUUAAGACCCAUUAUGGCCGUGAACAGUUCACUUUAAUAGUAAAUUCAGAUGAGGAAAUGGAAAUGUUUCUGAAAUCUGUAAAUCUUAAGACUGUUAGCUAUUCAGAAGGUCUGGAGUGGGAAAGUGUCGGUACAACCACUAUUAGUAACUGCUGGAACAUAUGUUCCGUUGAAGAAAAUGUAACAGAUGAACACUGUAGCGACACAGAUUUCAACAGCAGUGUGCAUGACUUGAACCGGUGGGUAGUCGUCGCCAACAAAGAACCGAUUUCUGAAGUCAUAUACGACAAGGACAUUGUUGAUGCUGUUCGAAAAAAGAGUAGUGAAGCAGUCUACGAUGAGGAUGAUUAA